AUGGUAUCUGAAAUCCCUAAUUUUGCAAAUAUUGAUGAUUUUGUGAAUGGUUUCUUCCCUAAUUUUGCAAAUUCUCUUUCAAAUUUUGAUCCGCGAUUUACACUGGUUUUAUUGUCUAUGGUAUCUGAAAUCCCUAAUUUUGCAAAUUCUGAUGAUUUUGUCUAUGUUGUCUCUAUGCCAUUGAAUGGAGAUGAUAAUGUGGGAGUGCCUAUCAAGUUAUGGUUUCUUUGUGUUGGUUCUUGUUUUGAUCCUAUUAUUAGUUGUCUGUGUGUCAUUUCAAGGAUAUCAGAAUGUGGGAAUGCCGCCUAUCAAGGUUCAGUUAUUUUUCCUGUUUUUGUGUUGGUUCAGCUUUUGCUCCUAUCAUUAGUUGUCUAUGUGCUAUUGAAUGUUGAUGAGAAUGUGGGAAAGGCUAACAGGCUUUUGGUGUUAUCAUUAGUUGUCUAUCUUCCAUUAAACGGGGAUGAGAAUGUGGGAAUGCCUACAACAUGUCUUACAGUGAGAUGUGCAUUGUUUGGGGAUUAUGUUAAUCAAGUAAAUCAUUUCCUUGCCUCUGGGUAUGUGGAGCAGCCUGUUGUAGUUAUUCAACUUGCAAAAGUCAAGUUCUUUCGGGGUCAAGUUGGUCUUCAAAAUGUCAUGUAUGCGACACAAAUGUUAUUUAAUCCUGAUAUUCCUGAAGUUGUUGACUUCAGGCAGAGUAUGAUUGAGCAAGGUGGCAGUGGUACCCAGCCACUGUUUAUUGCAAAUGAGGGUAAGGUUCUCUCCUUGGAAGAUGACUUCAUGCGUCUAACUAGAAAGUGCACUAUUGAAGAGCUUCAAGAUAACAAUCAGGAGGGUUCUUUUAUCAUCUUUGGAGCAAUCCAAGGUAUUGUUGAGGAUGGAGGUUGGUGGUAUUCUGCUUGUGUGUGUGGAAAGGGUAUCCAUCCUCAAAAUGGUGCCUAUUACUGUGAUUUUUGUUUGAAGCACAUAACUAAUGUUACUCCAAGAUUUAAAAUUAAAGUGACAGUUGAAGAUCAUACUGGGGAGGGUAUUUUCCUUCUCUUUGAUCGUGAGGCUUCCUAUUUGCUUAAGAAAUCAUGUGCUGAUUUGUUUACUGAAGUUCAAAGAGAUGCAAGUGUUAUAUGUGGGGAUACUUAUCCUCCCAUAUUCCAAGGGCUGAUUGGAAAGAAGUUGCUGCUCAAGGUUGAUACCAAAGGUGUCCCACAUGAUACAUUUUAUGGGACUUUCCGAGUUACGAGAAUUUGUGAUGAUUGCACCAUCAUUGCGAUGUUUGAACUUCCCAAUUAUGAUGCUGAUGAUGAGUCUUCUCCCAAAAAGGAGCAUGACUUACACAAAUCUGUUCCUGCUGGAAAAGCUGAUGUUGGUAUUAAGAAGGAGUCUUCUGAUAGUUUUAUCAAAACUGAGAAAGAUGUUGGUGAUUGUGCUGGGAUGUUGUGUAAAUCCCCAGUUCUUAUAGAUUUUUUGGCUGAAAAAUAGCCUGUUAUUUCUGUGGGGAGUGAAUUUGUUGGGUUAAUUGAUGGUGAGCAUGGAAAGGAAGAGAAAACUCCCAGCAAUGAUACUCUUAGUGAUGAUCUUUCUGCUGAAAUCGAUAUAUUGCUUAGCUCAACGGAAAAAGAAACUCAGGAGCUGUUGUCCCAUGUUCUUGAAGCACCUUCCCAAAAUGGAGAGAAGCUUACCCAUGAAAAUCAUGUUGUCACCUCCAAGAGUAAGAGAAAUUUGAAUCCUCAGUUUGAAGAGGUUGCUGUUGAUGCAGAUGGGCGUGGGUUGAAGGUUGCUAAGGUUAAUGGAGUUUGAUUGAAGGUGUGGAAUUGAGCUGCUGUGUGUAGGUGUAGGUGUCUUAUAUAGUUUAUCUAUAAGUAUUUAGGAAGGCUUGUGGUUCCAAAUACAUGGACAUGUAAUCAUGCUGGCUUGAUGGUAUUUUGAUUUGACUUUUUUGGAUUGUGUCCAACAAAUAGCAUUGUUAGAUAUAGGGGUUUUGCUUUUGUGAUUGCUCGUGUAAUGUGCCAAGUAUGUCUAUUCUGAACUCCUCCUUUUUGUAAUAGUGACUUUGCUAGGGAUUGGACACAUUUUCAAUGUU
Arachis stenosperma is the source of this 2074-nucleotide messenger RNA. RefSeq lists its product as uncharacterized. The record is from RefSeq and is a predicted model, not a curated record. The coding region runs from base 1 to 1473 and encodes 490 amino acids. Lineage: Eukaryota; Viridiplantae; Streptophyta; Magnoliopsida; Fabales; Fabaceae. The transcript is spliced from 13 exons.